GCCGCUGCUUCCUCUUCCCCGUGUCGUUUUCAUCUUCGCUGGCACGUCGUUUUCAUCUUCCUCUUCCCCAGGUAGCUCGGCACGUCGUUUUCAUCUUCGCUGGCUUCUCGGCACGGAACCCAGUUUUCAGAACCUUGGCCCUCACUCACUCACUCUCUUCCCCCAACACCCCCUGUUCGUGAAUCACUAUCUUUGAACUGAAGCAAAGUUCAAAAUCACCCAACCAAAACCCUAGGUUCUCCCUGCAACAGUUCUGAGACAGUGCCGCCGCGGUCCGUGCUGUCGGCGCCUCCGCGUCCUCUCUUGUAGCCCGGCGUCCUCCUUCCUCCUGUCUCCGUCAUCCCUGGCUUCUCUAUUUGAGGUUGUAGUAGCUUGGCGUCGUCUCGCCGGUCGCCGUUCGUGUCUCCAUCGAAGGAACAAGAAAACUAACUCUUUUUCUGCCCUCUGGUUGAUUUCAGAAUCUAAAUUCUAAAUUCCUCCAACUUCUCCGCGACUUCACCAAUAGAGCCUCCAUCUUCAUGCGGGUGCUGAAUUCAACACUCACUUUGUGUUGAUGGGGAUCACAAAACCUCCUUGCAUUAGUUCUUAUGCUUCCCAUUCCGAUUUAUACGCCGAUGUUCUCCAAUCCGCUAUCAAAUCCAGAGACCCUUUUGUCGGAAGAUCCGUUCAUGCUCGAAUCAUCAAACAUGGCCUUCACUUGGGUGUCUUCUUGAUGAACAAUCUCCUCAAUUUUUAUGCUAAAACUGGAUCCUUCUCUGAUGUUCACCGCGUGUUCGCUGAAAUGCCGCUGAAGACCAUUUUCUCUUGGAACACCAUUCUGUCAGCAUAUGCCAAAAGGGGGAACUUCGAAGCUGCACGGCGAGUGUUUGAUGAAAUUCCUGAACCCGAUUCUGUUUCCUGGACUUCAAUGAUAGUGGGGUAUAACAUGUUGGGUCGUUGUGAUAAUGCCAUUCAUAUGUUUCUCAGGAUGAUUUCAUGUGGAGUGUCGCCAACCCAGUUCACAUUUACCAAUGUUCUUGCUUCAUGUGCUGCAACUGAAGCACUGGAUAUUGGUAGAAAGGUUCACUCCUUCAUUGUAAAACUUGGAUUAUCCAGUGUUGUUCCUGUGGCCAAUUCACUUCUUAACAUGUAUGCAAAGUCAGGUGAUUCAGUAAUGGCAAAGGUUGUGUUUGACCGGAUGAGGUUGAAAGACAAAUCAACUUGGAAUACUAUGAUUUCAAUGCAUAUGCGUUUUGGUCAACUUGACCUUGGACUUGCCCAUUUUCAGGAAAUGACUGAUCCAGACAUUGUCUCUUGGAAUUCGAUCAUUACAGGAUAUACUCAUCAAGGGCAUGAUGUCAAAGCCCUUGAAGUUUUUUCGCUUAUGCUUAACAGUUCAUCUUCAAAGCCAGAUAAGUACACCUUGGGAAGUGUUUUGUCAGCUUGUGCCAAUCUUGAAAAUUUGAAACUUGGGAAACAAAUCCAUGCGUACAUGGUAAGAGCUAAUCUAGACAUAUCUGGAGCCGUGAGAAAUGCUCUGAUCUUAAUGUAUGCAAAGGCUGGUGGCAUUGAAAUUGCUCAUAGGAUUGUAGAUAUUAUAGGUAUCUCAAAUCUUGAUGUUAUAGCAUUCACAUCACUGUUAGAUGGCUUUGUCAAAAUUGGGGAUAUAAACCCGGCAAGAGAUAUAUUUGACUCACUAGAAUAUCCAGAUGUAGUUGCAUGGACAGCCAUGAUUGUAGGUUAUGCACAGAAUGGUUUACUUAGCGAUGCUUUGGAUCUCUUCAGGAAAAUGGUUAGAGAAGGUCCAAAGCCAAACAACUAUACUUUAGCUGCAGUUUUAAGUGUCUUUUCAAGCUUGGCUUCACUUGGUCACGGUAAGCAGCUUCAUGCAACUGCCAUAAGAUUGCAAGAAGCAUCAUCAAUUUCUGUUGGUAAUGCUUUAAUUACUAUGUAUUCAAGAUCAGGAAGCAUCAGAGAUGCAAGGAAAGUAUUCAAACAGAUAUGCUCUAACAAGAAUAAAUUGACUUGGACUUGCAUGAUUAUAGCUCUAGCUCAACAUGGUUUUGGAAAAGAUGCCGUAGAACUGUUUGACACUAUGCUGAAACUUGAUAUAGAGCCUGACCAAAUUACUUAUGUUGGUGUCUUGUCUGCUUGUUCGCAUGUGGGAUUGGUACAACAGGGGUUCAUAAAAAUGUGGAUUUAGCUAAAGUGGCAGCUGAAAAUUUGCUUCUUCUUGAUCCCAACAAUAGUGGGGCUUACUCGGCACUUGCUAAUACGCUUUCAGCUUGUGGAAGAUGGAAAGAUGCUGCUAUGAUUAGGAAAGCAAUGAAGGACAGAGCAGUAAAGA
Molecule: messenger RNA, 2326 nt
Organism: Arachis ipaensis
Lineage: Eukaryota; Viridiplantae; Streptophyta; Magnoliopsida; Fabales; Fabaceae
Source: RefSeq, a predicted model, not a curated record